Molecule: messenger RNA, 312 nt
Organism: Pipistrellus nathusii (Nathusius's pipistrelle)
Lineage: Eukaryota; Metazoa; Chordata; Mammalia; Chiroptera; Vespertilionidae
Source: the annotation of a GenBank genome assembly
AUGGAGGGCCUGAGAACAUACUUUCUAAUGCCUCUGACCCAGGAACUGAGUAUCUAUACGUGUCCCCUUCCCUUCUCCAUGACAUUCCAGCUUUGUCCAGCUGAGACUGGGCCUUUGAGAGCCUCCAGGUUCCUCAAAAUGGGCCUUAAUGGUGGGCGUCCAUCACCUGUCUCCCUCACCCCCUCCCCUCCACCCCCCGCCCUGGAUGCUUGCUUCCCUGCCACAGAUACCCAAGUGAGAUGUCUGUGCGUGGCUAGUUUUUCACAUCUCGUUAGUGUUUUUUGCUUGCCUUUGGGCAAAAGCCCCCUCUAG